Phytophthora infestans T30-4 is the source of this 729-nucleotide messenger RNA. RefSeq lists its product as uncharacterized. The transcript has 2 exons. The record is from RefSeq and is a predicted model, not a curated record. Bases 1 to 207 code for a protein of 68 amino acids. Lineage: Eukaryota; Oomycota; Peronosporomycetes; Peronosporales; Peronosporaceae.
AUGCCGGAACGUCCCGUACAGACCCUGGUGGCCAGUCGUGCAGGGGACGUACCGCUCGUGAACACCCCUGAGCGUACCCAUGCUCGACGCAGCUUGGUCCCACCACCUACACCUGCGUCAAGACAAACAGAGCAGCUCCAUCUUCGCCAGCAGCUCGAACUUCAGCAAACCCAGCUUCAGCAACAACAGCAACAACUGCAACUCUAGCUUCAACUACAGUAGCUUCAGAUCCAGCGGCAGCAACUGACGCAUUCAAGACAGUCCCCAGUAGUGCAACCAACCGUAUCGCGAUUCGCAGCUUUUGUUGAAUGAGACUGCUGUCAUCGACGUGAAGGCACUGUGUGCACAAGCUGAACUGGAACUUGAUCUAGAUCUGUUUGUCAUGAGACGUCAGCAACGCAAAGAGGUCUGGAACUUUGCCCGACUCAUUCGAAGUGAGGGGUACUGGGAGAUUGACAUAGAUAAAUUGGAUAACGAUCAUGCUAAGCUGGCGUACUGCCUUCUCUGCAAAAUUACAAUCCGAUUUCGAGUAGGCAAGUCAAAACUGCCGCAGCAUAUGGAUGCCUACCACUCGUUUGAGUCGGCGGCGUAUCUGGCCCAGGCUGAGCAGUUACGGCGCGGUAAGGGUGCCCCUAUCAGUCGCAAUAUCGCGAAUACAUUUGCUGAAGUCGCUGACAGGGGCAAGAAGCACCCCCUUCGAGAAAGCACUACUGAGCAGAAACGACGUGU